This is a messenger RNA of Carcharodon carcharias (great white shark), 2959 nucleotides long. Its product is annotated as zinc finger protein 239-like. Gene Ontology annotation, biological process: regulation of transcription by RNA polymerase II. Gene Ontology annotation, molecular function: RNA polymerase II cis-regulatory region sequence-specific DNA binding; DNA-binding transcription factor activity. The record is from RefSeq and is a predicted model, not a curated record. The transcript has a single exon. NCBI's taxonomy places the organism in Eukaryota, Metazoa, Chordata, Chondrichthyes, Lamniformes, Lamnidae. The annotation marks the transcript as partial.
AGACACAAGGACACCCCCACCAGGGAGAAACCGUGGAAAUGUGGGGACUGUGGGAAGGGAUUCAGAUCCCCGUCUGUGCUGGAAAUUCAUCGACGCAGUCACACCGGGGAGAGGCCAUUCACCUGCUCCGUAUGUGGGAAGGGAUUCACUCAGUUAUCCAGCUUACAUACCCACCAGCGAAUUCACACUGGGGAGAGACCAUUUAAAUGCCCAGAUUGCGGGAUGUGCUUUAAAAAUUCCGGGGAACUGAGGUCCCAUCAACGUGUUCACACUGAUGAGAGACCGUUCGUAUGCACUCACUGCGGGACUGGGUUCAGGCGAUCAUCUCAACUCACUGCGCACCAGCAAGUUCACACUGGGGAGAGACCGUUCAUUUGCUCUGAGUGUGGGAAGGGAUUCACUCAGUCUUCCCACCUGCUGACACACCAGCACACUCACACUGGGGAGAGGCCAUUCAUCUGCUCUGAGUGUGGGAAGGGGUUUGCUCGGUCAUUCACACUGCUGAUACAUCAGCGCACUCAUACUGGGGAGAAGCCGUACACCUGCUCCAAGUGUGGGAAGGGAUUCCGUGUGUCAACCACCCUGCUGACCCACCAGCGAGUUCACACUGGGGAGAGGCCGUUCACCUGCCCCGAGUGUGGAAAGAGAUUCAUUUGGUCAUCUCAUUUGCACAGACACCGACGCACUCAUAGUGGGGAGAGGUCGUUUACCUGCUCUGUGUGUGGGAAGGGAUUCACUCAGUCAUCCCACCUGCGGAGACACCAGCGAGUUCACGAGUGACUGCAGGAGUUGGAUUCUGCUUUUAAUCACAUCCGGGGCUGAACGUGUGGGUUAAUCCUGAGGUGUGUGAGAAAUGUGUCCCAGCCGCUCUCUGCCAUGAUUCAGAGCUCCUAGACACGGAACAGAAGGCUCCUUUACAACUGUACUUAGAAUCAGGAAGAACAACGGUGAAUGCUGGAAACGUGCUGUAAAAUCGGAGAUUGGUGGAAAACUGUGAUCUGAUCCUGAGUGAAAGUGAAACAGCAGGUUUAAGUUUCCAGUGAGUUUGGUACGAGGAUUGAAAAUGUUUGUGUGACAUUCCUGAAUCUACCAAUGCAAUACAACAAUAAGUUGCAUUUAUAUAGAACCUUUAACAUAGUAAAACAUGUCAAGGUGUUUCACAGAUGAUCAAAAACUUGGUCAAAGAGGUAGAUUCUAAGAAGUAUUUUAAAGAAGGGGAGAGAGAGAGAGGUUCAGGGAGGGAAUUCCAGAGCUUGGGACCUCGGGAGCUGAAAGCACAGCCCCCAGUGGCGGAGCGAUGUAGGUGGGGGAGUGAGGCAGGGUAACAAUUGGAGAAGCAUAAGGAGCUCAGAGGGUCGUAGGGCUGGAGGAGAUUCCAGAGACUGUCUGUCAUGGAGAGAGUGGCUGCCUCCAUGGAGAUUCAAGCACAGCUCUGAAACAGAUGCAGGUUCUGACCACGGCCGUGCAGGAGAUGUCAGCUGCCUUAAACAGGAUGACAAAUACUGUAUCUGUGACCUUAUAACAUGUCACUGAUCUCCACCAAGCUGGUCUGCAGCAGAGUGGGAGGGAUUAUGUGCUGCUGGUUCAGGAGAGGGAUGAUGGAGAAAGGAGACCUGGAACUGGGAACUCCGAUCAAAAGCGUUCUCAAUCCUUACGCACUACCCCACCCACCCCCAGGCAGUAGCCUAUAUACUGCCUCCUCUCCCACCAGCUGAAUCUGCCCCUGCACAGAUACAAGUGGAUCAGUUUUUGCCGAAAUCCAGAGAGUGGAGACCAUAAGCCUCUCGGCAGUGAGAGCAGGGCUGUGAGCAGCCUGUCCCUCCCUCUGCUGAAACCACACAGGAUGCACCAUGUGGAAGCAAUAGGAAGGGUCUGGGCCAGAAAUUGUAAUUUACCAAGGGUGUGCACAGGGGCAUUUUACAAAAUAUUAAGUUUCCUUUUUAAAUAAUGACACAGAAAAUGUAUUGGUUGGAACCAUUUCCUUCUGCUGUCCAUUCUGACAUCCCAAGGGCCAGCUCACCCUCUCACUGGGUUCGUGCUGAAUGUCAAUCCGGGCUGGGAGCCAUUGGGUGGAUGUGCAAUGGGUGGAUGAGUGGGUGAAGGAACGUUCAGUGAACAGGGGAGUGGUUGGUGCUGCUGGUGGGACGUGUUCAUCCUGAAACAGCGAUCAUUCAUUGAUCACUUUGAAAUGAUCGACCUGUUGUGUCUUUCCCCAUUUUUGUUCUUUUAGUUUUCCAGGAUUUAUAUAUUUAUUUUCUUUUUAUUAAAACAUUCUUGUUGUAACACUGAAAUCCAGAGGAUUUUAAAUCUGUUAAAGUCAAUCCCCAUCGAGUACACAGGAGGACUCAACUGAUCUUAACUUUUUCUGUUAUCAAUAGACAAAAGGAUCUUACAAGAUGUUUAUAUGGGGAAUUGUUUUUCUCUGAGACCAGGGAUGGUCAAACUAUGUCCCAAAGUUUAGAUCUGGGCCUUGAGCCUGGGCUAUUGGGCCCACAUACAUGGAGCACCAUUACCCGAUGUCCUCUAUCCCCGAUUUUAAUCUCUCCACCAUUGGUGGCCAUGCCUUCAGCUGCCUGGACCCUAAGCUCUGGAAUUUCCUCCCUAAACCUCUCCACCUUUCUACUUCACUUUCCUCCUUUAAGACACUCCUUAUAAUCGACCUCUUUGAACAAGCUUUUGGUCAUCUGGCCUAAUAUGUCCUGCUCAUGUGAAACUCCAUGGGAUAUUUUAUCAUGUUAAAAGCUCGAUAUAAAUAUAAGAUGUUGCGGUUGUGGUGGCUCAGUCAGACCCAAUCAUUUGCUGAGCGAGUGAGGCUAUAUAAAUGUAACUCAGACAGACACAGCUUGUAGAACAGACCUGGGAAGAAAGAAGCUCUGAACUAAUCACUGGACUCCCUGAUCUUCACAAAUGGGAAAAGGUGAUUCUUUCCAAACAUUCGAAAAUACAUUCAUCAAAGAUG